CUUUUGAGAGACAGAUCGAGAAGAAAGAAUAUCCAGGGCCUGUGUGCCAACUUUUCCAAGCGUUUGCGCCACGGAAUCUAAAACUCACUGCAAGACCGUCCUUCUUAUUCUCGCUGUGAAGAUCGAGUCAGACCGACGAGCAUCCUUCUUCUUGUCAUUCUGAGGUUUAGGGCUGGUUACUGGAGGGCGAGCUUAACGCCAACUUGAACUGCGGAUGAUCGCAGCCUCUUCGCCUAUACUUCUAUUGCUCGCGGACAGAACUGCUCUAACGAGAUGUGCUUCACCGACUGCGACGACAGUAUCUCUAGUGUUUCCCGUCACAAGGAAUACCACCACCGCAGCAGCAGUUCCCGCCGUGGAGGGGGUCGAUGUGAUAGCGGUGGGACGAGCAGCAGCAGCAGCAGCAGCAGCAGCAACAGCAAUACUCACAGCCCCAUCAUCCCUCCUCCUCAUCCUCAUCCUCCUCCACGAAGCUACUCUCCUCCUCACUCCCCUCUGCGAAACCAGAACCACUUUCCCCACCCUCGCCGUACUGCACCACCGCUCCUACCGCCCUCAUACAGCACCGUCCGCCGCCGUCGCUGGCGCACUAUCGAGGAAUCUCUAAUUCCGGUGCGCGUGGCACGACCCCAGCCGACGUGGGUGGAUGUCCGUCGCGCGGAUCGGUGCAUCCCAGCGGAAGAGGUGGAGGUGGCGGGGGAAGUGGAAUGCGUGGGGGUUUUGGAGUCGGUGGAGGAACGGUGUUUGAUGAGACGUGGUGGUCGGAACCGAAACAUGUCCAUCCGCGGACGCAGGAACUCCGUCCCCUCGCGGACCCGGUUCAGCUUCUCCACGCUGCGCGGCCACCAGCAGCCCGAGACGAGCCGGCGGCUCAAUCAGCUCAUCAAGAAUGAGAACACGGCCAUCAGCGCGCAUGAGAAGGCGGGCCGCGAGCGCGUCGCCAUCGCGAAUCAGCUGUCUGACUGGGGCGAGUGGACCGAAGACGACGCUGUCUCCGAUAUCUCGGACAAGCUGGCGGUGCUGAUGGCGGAGAUGGGCGAGCAGGAGGACAACUUCGCCCAGUACCUGGAGGAGUCGCGCGUCGUGCUGAAGCACAUCCGCGACACCGAGAACUCGGUCCAACCGUCGCGCGACCAGCGCGCCAAGAUCGCCGACGAGAUUCAGAAGCUGAAGUGGAAGGAGCCGCAGAAUAACAAGAUCGCCAUCCUCGAGCAGGAGCUCGUGCGCGCGGAGGCGCAGAUGUUGGUGGCGGAGGCGCAGUUGACUAAUGUGACUAGGUCGAAGUUCAAAGAAGCAUACGAUAUCCAUCUGGCGGCGGUGAUUGAGCGGGGCGAGAAGCAGAUCCUGCUGGCUCGCCAUGCCCGCCGUCUGCUGAACCAUCUGGAUGACACCCCGGUUGUACCAGGGGACUCGCCACGGGAGUAUGACCAGCUUCCAGCGACCAAACAGAUUAUCGAGGAUGCGGAGAAGGAGCUGCAUGCGUGGGAGAGCAGUGCAGAGCCCAUUCACUCGUCCGCCGCGGACGUCCCGGACAGCACCCUGUUGCCAAGGUCCGGUCGUGGUGUGCGUGAUUCGCGAGGCGCAUACGCGGUUGAAACCACUGCUUCAGACUCGGUGCGCGACGUGAACGGUUCAGCCGAGGAAUCAUAUGCUCAAGGCACUGGUGCGAAUGAAUAUGCCCGUGAUACCCCGGCAGAGCCAUAUGUCAACGGCCACGGCACAGAGCCAGUGACUGACCAAAGCCAUCGGGAGUCGUAUGCUCAAGGAGCGGAUCAUGACCGCUAUGUCGAAGGCGCGGGCUCGGAGCUGUAUGCUGACAGUACCCCGCCGCCGGCUACCACCAGUGCUGCUGCUGAACAACACUAUACCAACGGUGUCCCUCAGGAUCCAGCCGUCAUCAGUGGAACCGAGGCGCAAUCCAGCACCAUCCCCCACGUGGAGAAGUACACUGGUGAGGGUCUGCAGGGACAAGCCGCCAACGGCCUCGUUUCGGAACCUGUUGGAAGAUCCGAAGAGCUGCCGCGCGCAUCAGAGGAGCUGCAGUCAUCGAAAGCUCAUCGUGAGUCCGAGGUCCCCUAUGUGUCAAGCCCGGCUCCAGCUCAACCUAUCGCCGUACCAAUCUGAGUUUCUGCGUUUCUGCUCGAUUCUGGUUUUGGAGCUCUUGUAUCUUUUUGUGCCGCCCUUGCUAAGUGACUAGGAAAACUCUUGAGCCAGAAGCUGAAAGAUAUGGACGUAGAUUGAGUGUACUUAGUUAGUAGUGUAUGCGCCGCAA
Messenger RNA from Aspergillus saccharolyticus JOP 1030-1, 2272 nucleotides. Its product is annotated as Eisosome component PIL1/LSP1 family protein. The transcript has 4 exons. Gene Ontology annotation, molecular function: lipid binding. The record is from RefSeq and is a predicted model, not a curated record. Gene Ontology annotation, biological process: negative regulation of protein kinase activity; eisosome assembly; endocytosis. Gene Ontology annotation, cellular component: eisosome filament; plasma membrane. NCBI's taxonomy places the organism in Eukaryota, Fungi, Ascomycota, Eurotiomycetes, Eurotiales, Aspergillaceae. The coding region runs from base 274 to 2124 and encodes 616 amino acids.